Messenger RNA from Ixodes scapularis (black-legged tick), 528 nucleotides. RefSeq lists its product as uncharacterized. The record is from RefSeq and is a predicted model, not a curated record. Bases 1 to 528 code for a protein of 175 amino acids. The transcript has a single exon. NCBI's taxonomy places the organism in Eukaryota, Metazoa, Arthropoda, Arachnida, Ixodida, Ixodidae.
AUGUUGCAUUUUUUUCGACGCAAUUUUAGAAACUGCCCUCCAAACGUUAAGGAGAUAUUGUAUUUGACAAAUAUAAGGCCCAUUCUUGAGUAUGCUUGUGUACUUUGGCAUCCCCAGUUACAGUAUCUGUGUGACGACCUUGAAAGAGUUCAGAACAGAGCAGCGAGAUUCGUGACCGGAAAUUAUGAUUAUACUGUAAGGUCGAGUGUCCUAAAAGACUGUCUUGGUUGGCAGCCGCUAAAAUGCCGAAGAUCCGCUUUACGUUUGAAAGUCUUUCAUAACAUUUAUAAUAACAAAACGGGCAUAAACAGGGGAUUGUUCCUUCAGUUGCCUCACUUCAUAUCACGCAGGGUACAUCAUCAGAAUAAGCUUCGCGAAUAUUCGGGCCGCCCUAAUAUCUUUAAACACUCUUUUUUUCCUCUUACCACUCAUCAAUGGAACUGUAUACCCGAGUCGCUUGUCAUGGUAUCAUCCAACAAUGUGUUUUUUUCCAGAUUUAUUGAAGAGUGCCUGUACCUUAUCUCCUGA